This is a messenger RNA of Penicillium odoratum, 537 nucleotides long. It is a transcript of the gene psf3, whose product is annotated as DNA replication protein PSF3. The transcript has 6 exons. Gene Ontology annotation, cellular component: GINS complex. The record is from RefSeq and is a predicted model, not a curated record. Gene Ontology annotation, biological process: mitotic DNA replication initiation. Lineage: Eukaryota; Fungi; Ascomycota; Eurotiomycetes; Eurotiales; Aspergillaceae. Bases 1 to 537 code for a protein of 178 amino acids.
AUGUCCUACUAUGACAUCGACUCAAUCUUGACUGAUGCUCAGAAACUGCCAUGUACCUUCGAGCUUGAGGUCCCUGGACUAGGCGUCCUGGAGGGCAACCCCGGCGAAGACAUAAAAGCGGGAACCCGCAUCGACCUUCCACUAUGGCUUGGUGAAAUGCUUUCUAUCGCAGCUCGAAUCGGGACAUCACGUCUCGUCACACUCGAUAUGCCCGAGGCGCUCUCCGAGCGAGUGAUGAACGCACUGAAAGCUGACCCCCGCACCGUGGAUUUGCGAGCGCUAGCACCACAUUUCUAUAAUCUCAGCGAGCGGAUUCUUGAAUUAUUUGAAGAGGAAGAAUUGGUGGAUGUGUUGAGCGAUACUUUCAAGCGCCGAGCAGCAGAGAUUGCCGACCAUGCCCACAACCCGCGGGGUGCAGUAGGUGACGGUGUCGAAUUCCUACGUGGACUGGAUGAGACAGAGCGACAAUUGUUUCGGGCUGCGCACGACCGGGCAAAAGCGAUGCGGAUAUGGGCUGGAGAGGCAAAGCGAAAGUGA